Messenger RNA from Wasmannia auropunctata (little fire ant), 5654 nucleotides. It is a transcript of the gene Ih, whose product is annotated as potassium/sodium hyperpolarization-activated cyclic nucleotide-gated channel 2. Lineage: Eukaryota; Metazoa; Arthropoda; Insecta; Hymenoptera; Formicidae. Bases 1 to 2199 code for a protein of 732 amino acids. The record is from RefSeq and is a predicted model, not a curated record. Gene Ontology annotation, cellular component: membrane. The transcript has 13 exons. Gene Ontology annotation, molecular function: voltage-gated potassium channel activity. Gene Ontology annotation, biological process: transmembrane transport; potassium ion transport.
AUGGCGUUGCACGCCGACGACGGAGAAGGCUCCGUUUUCUUGGAGAAGCCGCUCCUGCAGCAACGCGCCAUGCCGUCGCGAAACGGUUCGAAAUCGAACAAUAUCGACUCCUGGCCAGGAUCGUACGAGCAGUUUAUCUCAACUUGGGCAUUAUGGGGCGUUCGUAAACCGCGUAAAUCCGGCAACGAGAUGAAUUACAAAGGCAGCGGGAAGGUCCACUUCGGGGUGGACGACGUGUCCCUCUAUGGGACGCCGAAGGAGGAACCGGGCCCGGGCCUCCCGGGCCAGGAGGUCAAGCAGAGCUUCCUGAAGAAUCAGCUUCAGGCCCUGUUCCAGCCGACGGACAACAAGUUGGCCAUGAAGCUCUUCGGCAGCAAGAAGGCGCUUAUGAAGGAACGGAUCAGACAAAAAGCCGCAGGUCACUGGGUCAUCCAUCCUUGCUCCAGUUUUCGAUUCUAUUGGGACCUCUGCAUGCUCCUCCUACUGGUAGCUAAUCUGAUAAUUCUGCCAGUCGCCAUUAGUUUUUUCAAUGACGACCUAAGCACUAGAUGGAUAGCCUUCAACUGCCUUUCCGACACGAUAUUCCUUAUAGACAUCGUCGUCAACUUCAGGACGGGUAUAAUGCAGCAGGAUAAUGCCGAACAGGUGAUACUGGAUCCGAAGUUAAUCGCGAAACACUACCUCAGGACUUGGUUCUUUCUCGACCUCAUCUCCUCCAUACCAUUAGACUACAUUUUUCUCAUAUUUAAUCAAUUUCAGGACUUCAGCGAGUCCUUCCAGAUCCUGCAUGCUGGACGUGCUCUCAGGAUUCUCAGGCUUGCAAAACUAUUGUCACUCGUUAGGUUACUACGUUUGUCAAGACUGGUGCGGUAUGUCUCGCAAUGGGAAGAGGUCUAUAUAUUGCAGAACCUACAAAAAAAACGCACUGAGCGGAGGGGGCGCCUAAGUUCUGACAAUAUGACUAAAAAGAAGUCCGGUUUCAGCAAAAGCGAACUUAUUUUUAAGUUCCUGAACAUGGCGUCGGUGUUCAUGCGGAUUUUUAACCUGAUCUGUAUGAUGCUCCUAAUCGGUCACUGGAGUGGCUGCCUGCAAUUCCUGGUCCCUAUGCUUCAAGGAUUUCCCAGUAAUUCAUGGGUGGCCAUCAACGAGUUACAAGACUCGUUUUGGCUGGAACAAUACUCGUGGGCCCUCUUCAAAGCCAUGUCGCACAUGCUGUGUAUCGGGUACGGUAGGUUUCCGCCACAGUCCUUGACCGACAUGUGGCUCACUAUGCUCAGCAUGAUCAGCGGUGCGACGUGUUACGCUCUUUUCCUCGGACACGCGACGAAUCUCAUUCAAUCUCUCGAUUCCUCGAGAAGACAAUACCGCGAGAAGGUGAAACAAGUAGAGGAAUACAUGGCCUAUCGAAAACUACCGAGAGAAAUGAGACAGAGGAUCACGGAGUACUUCGAACAUCGGUACCAAGGAAAGUUCUUCGACGAGGAGCUGAUCCUUGGAGAGCUUUCGGAAAAAUUGAGAGAAGAUGUGAUAAACUACAACUGCAGAUCGCUGGUGGCGUCCGUGCCCUUCUUCGCCAACGCCGAUUCGAAUUUCGUCUCGGACGUCGUGACGAAACUCAGAUACGAAGUCUUCCAGCCAGGCGAUAUCAUCAUCAAGGAGGGUACAAUCGGCUCGAAAAUGUACUUCAUCCAAGAGGGCAUAGUCGAUAUCGUGAUGGCGAACGGCGAAGUCGCGACCUCGUUAUCGGACGGGUCUUACUUCGGCGAAAUCUGUCUGUUGACGAACGCGAGGAGGGUGGCGUCGGUCCGAGCGGAGACCUACUGCAACCUCUUCAGCCUCUCGGUGGACCAUUUCAACGCCGUACUGGACCAGUAUCCCCUGAUGCGCAGAACGAUGGAGAGCGUUGCCGCCGAGAGGCUAAACAAAAUCGGGAAGAAUCCCAACCUGGUGGCUCAUCGCGAGGAGGAUCUUGGCAGCGAAUCAAAAACGAUAAACGCCGUAGUAAAUGCACUCGCGGAGCAGGCCGCGCAUGCCAGCGCCAGCGAGGAAUCAGUACAUAGUAUGGAGCUCAGAACGCUGCCGGGUUGCCUCUUGCCCAGACCAAAGUCUGAGAAUAAUUUCGCGAGCCAGGAACUUACGAGGGAAGGACGGAGAAUGUUUCACAAGAGCGACACUUUCCACAAGGAUUCGUAUCAAUGACGACACUCGUUUUACUAGCAUAUGCAGAGAUACUAACGGCUCCAUGUUGGAAGAACAAUGGAACUUGUCUCAUCGAUAGGACAAACACUUGGUGGUUUUGUGCCCGGUGCUAGGGCGAUCCUAUAGCAGCGGUCUAUACAUAGAUAUCGGCCAUGCCAGUAGUCCUUUAGCAAUCGAUUUAUAGCGCCUUCUUAUAUUAAUCUGACGGCAUUUUCGUCCAGGACCGCAAAACCGCCGCGACCGAGUCCUAUGCUCCAACUGCGAUACAGAUCCGCGAAGAAAUAAACUGUUGCAAUAAAUAAAUAAAUAUAUAUAUAUAUUAUACUGUUAUAUAUAAAAUUUCCAUGAAACAUAUACCACAAAAUAAUUCCGUGAUGGAAGGAAAAAAGGUUUGAAGAAUAAAGGAAAAAAAAAACUUUUACAUUUUAGGCCCCUUUAUCUUUCAAACUUGGUUCGACUUCUUUUAUUUAGAAAAUUAUAACAAAGCACUCCAUACAAUCGCGAAAUUUUAAUCUUUCACGAGCACAAGGUGAAGAAAAAAAAAGAAACAUCUGUAUCUCGGUUGGAGAACAUGGAGCCACGUUUCACGCCGUGUCUCUUCAUUGAGAACAAUCGCCGCGUCGCAUCAGAUGCAAUAUUAAAAGACGGAUGGACGUAGCGAAGAAUGAAGAUCUCAAAGACGACGAAGAGCAGGCCUAGAAGUUUAUAGAGAGUAUGUAGCCCACACAACGUGGGGAAAAAAAAUUAGGUAUAAUCCUAAGUAACAGUGUAACGAUGCGUAAUUCUCUGUGAUUUUGCAAGUUGACGUUUCGCACCUUAGGAAAGAAGAAAAAAAACCAGUAUAAUCUACGUGAAGAAUUAGAAUGCUCUUUUUUUAAGGCAACAACUAACAUAUAGAAGAAUCGUAAACGUCGUAAGACCAGAGUAUUCCGAUUCAGUUGACGCGAUUUAUCCUUAGCUUCGUACUGCAUUAGAGCCGCGUAAAUAAGUGAAACGAAUUAAUAAAUGCGUAAUACUCUGUGCGGGGGAAGAAGUAUUAUAAUGGGAGAAGAAAGGAGAAAAGGUUCACGUAGGAUGAUGGGUUAAAAAUGUCUUGUCGGUGAAGGCUCUUUUUCUGAUUUCAGACGCGAAAUAAGUUUGCAUUUCCGUAAAACCUCGCUUGUUUGGUAGAGUCCCUCAUUUUGCUACGUUUUAGUUCACCUCGAGGGUAUUAUAACGACACUAAAGCCGAGUGAUGAUCACAUGUUGCGACUCAAUGUCGGAUACAUUCGAUAGACCGUCCUGGUACAGAAAAUAUGAUCGGUAUAAAGAGGGAAAUUACGGUCGCGCGUUUGAGAAUCCGCGGACGAAUCCAGAAAAAGAGAGAGAGAGAAAGCUUGAGAUACGAUUAUACGGAUUAAUCGGUUCUACAAAUGCUUACCGAGGGCCCGGAGGCUGUGUUUAAUUGUUGAGAGUCCUUCGGGCCGCUGUGGUUACAUGUCAAUGAAUGAAUAUUAAACGUAACGCGAGCAAAGUAUCUUUUUAUGAGAUGAAAAAAAAAACAAGAAAAAACGCGAUGUACUAUAAAAGAAGCUAUAAAUACUAUGUAAUAAAUUAUUAUUAUUGUUACAAUUAUUACUUGCAAUGAUUACUACACCACUACCGCAUAAUUAGGCGACUAAAUAAAUUACCAAAAAAAGAGAGAAAGAGAGAGAGAGAGAAAGAGAUACAGAUAUACACAUAUAUGAAGUAUUAUGCAUAGUGGUUAAAUAUCGUGUUGCAAGAUAACCCUAAUGUUCAGCUCUACGUGCGAAAUGGUUUGACACCGACUAAACCGAUACUUACAAGCAGUUUAUACACAUCAUAAUUCCCCCGGAGCUUGAAUCUAUUGUAUUCCGUUUUAAAACAAACAUUUUAUAAAUAUCAAUAUCUCUUCGAGGCCAACUGAACCAUACCGAUCGAUCUCGCUUUGCGUAUUUUAUAGACGCUAACCGGAAUCAAACAGAAUAUUUCAUUUCAAAUACCUCGUAGCAGAAGAGGAUUCGGCGUAAAGAACUACUUUUUGAAAGAUAAUUAUAGUACUGUUUAGUUCACGACUGUAAUAAAUCCUAACGUGCUCCUUAGUUCUUAAUCCCGAAGAGCACAAGUACAUUUCUAGCAUCACCUCACAACAUAAUAUUCCUGAAUUUCUAUAAGAUAACAUAGCAAAUAUAUAUAUUUUUUUAUCAAAGUCAUUAAAAAGAAAAGAUUAUUUUCCUUCGGCAAUUUACAUAUAAAAUUUAUAAAGUUAUUAAUACAUUUCUUUUUAAGUAGAGUACAUUAAAUCGCUCGUUGUGCUCUUUGGGAUUGAAGAAACGUCCUUUCGACAUUAGUAAGCACGCGAUCGAAGCGCAGGCAUUCGCUUUUAUUUUCUCUCAUAUUCGAGAUUGCGGUGCUCCCUUCCGUGUGAAAAGCAAAUCGGUCAUCCACACUAUUAAAAAUAACGCCCGAAUGUUAUUUUUACUUGUACGAUGACGAGACUCCAUUUAGCGGGCGCAUGAAAGGAGUGAGCCGAUCGUUUUUUCUAGUUGACGCGUAUACACAUCGCGAAAUACACGUGUACAUAUAUCUUCACCGUAAGAGGUUUAGAAAUGCGCGUUUCAUACAUAUGUAAACUUACACACGCGUGCGAGAGGGAGAGAGAGAACGAGAGAGAGAAAAUGAAAAAGAAAAAAAGUACCUAUUUUUCAUGUAAGAGAGACAUAGUUUUUUGUCAUUAUUUACACAUCUUCAACAUACACGUCUCAUCCUCAAUAUAUAUAAAUAUAUAUAAAUAUAUAUAAAUAUAAAUACUGUAAUAGCCAUGAGAGAGUGUGAGAAGAGAGAGAGAGAGAGAAAGAGAAUGCGUACGAGAGGUCAAAACAUUCCAAUGGUAGAGUAGUCGUAGACCGCAUGAUCGACGUUUUUAUAGUUUAAUCUGUACGAACGGUCUAGGAUUAAUCUGCCGGUUCGGGCCUAAGAGGUACGCAUUAAUAUAUAAAUAUUAUAAAUAAAUAUAUAUAUAAAACAUUGUUACUGUGCUCCGAGACGAGUGCGAGGGAAAGAACGAAGUGAUUGUAUACAAAACAAAAACAGAGGAAGAAGCUGUACUCUUACUACCACUGCUAACUGAUAGACACUAUUUAGCCACUGUCUACUUAUGUCGAUAAAACGAUAAAAAAAGAGAAAGAAAACUGCGGCAAGGAGGUGCUGUGUUAGUACUCUACUCGCAUACACAUAUACAAGAUUAUUACGUGUACAUAAUACCGUAAUAUGUACGUAAGGGAGAUACGCAUCUCUAGUGCACUACAAAAAGAAAGAAGACGAGAGAGGGGGGGGGGAGAAUAACUCUUUAGGAUUAAACAGAGAGAUCGUGUGACUAUUUGAGGCGUGUGAACCUUACUCCGUAAACACAGACAAGAGUGAGACACUUAUUAAAUAAAAACAAAAAAAAAAGA